AUGGAUCCCCAAGAUCCACAACAACAUUGCGUGACCUUCGCGGCGUAUCAUGGUAAUUUGCAAAUCCCAAUCCAAAGUCCACAGCAUCAAUUUCCAUUUUCUGGGCCUCCAAAUUCCCAAGUUGCCGUACUUCCAAGCUGGGGACCAUCCUACUGGCCUGGUGUUUUGGGAGGUGGCGCAUCCCACAGGAGUGAACUGAACCAGAUCCCAUUCACAUCUGCUAACAGCUUUUAUUAUUUCUCAGAACCUGAAUCAACCGACGACUAUCCUCUCUUCCCGCCAUCUGGCUUCUCAAACGACGGCGACCCAUCCUCGGUCUCUUCCGCGCCCCCUAGUCCAUCAUAUCAGACGAUGGCUCAUAAUAAUCCGAGUGCAAGUUCGAAUAUCGAUCACCCUGCAUACAGUCGCGUCCCUGUCUCAAUUUUGCCCGCUCCACCAGUCCAACAGAGGUUCGGCGGAGCUAUGAAUCCCACCUCAUUGGACGCUUUUUUGGCGACCCACGGGAUGGUAAAUAAUAGCGUUGCGCCUGGCUUCAGACAGGUCGCUCACCCUCACUCUUCCACCAUGGCGGCCGCAAAUAACUUUUUUGCUCCCUCUGCUUCUCAAAAUGAGCUCAACUACACCAUCGCAGGAGACAUACCCGACAAUUGGCAAGACAUGUCACGCUUGGUAGGUGGAUUGCCUAUUGAUGGAGCGCAAGGUUUUGAAACACCGACAAUGCAUCCCUUCACCACCCAUCAAUGGAAAGCUAAAUCAUCGAUCUUUGACAAAUUGUCCAAAGACGCGCUUGGUCUCAUCCUCGAUUAUGUAGGCGCAACUUGGAACGGCGAAAUGCCAAAUCUUAUUAUCGCACUUCGACCAUCGAUCAUCGCUUACGACAACAUCCUUGAACACUUCAUCGAUACAAAUAAGUUUGUUUUGUGCCCUGGCAAUAAUUGGAGCCUCGGCGGUAUGCACCCUCAGGUUAUUGGUCGUAUUAAGCAUUUGGAGUUGUCGGUUUGGUGAGACAGUCUAACACAAUACACUACGACUUCAAGAAUGAAGGCUGACCUUACUCUUAUAGCGCUUGCAACUUGACUGAUGGUGAUAACGAAUGGGUCAUACCAGAGCAGACAUGGGGUCCUACCGAAAAAGCCCUCAAGUCUGUAGAAACCGUCACGAUCUACUCCUCGAACGCCAUCAAACACUUGCCAAAGCUCACAAAAUACCCGGCAUUCAAAAUCGCCCACAAGUGCAGCAGCAGAGAAGACCAAUACUUGAUAGAUUUCGUUAAACGCUACCCAAUUUUCCUUCGACCUUUUGACAACCUUAGGGGUACGACCGUCCAUGUUUCCCUGACUCCACUCAUCCAAAGAAACCAGUUGGCUCAAUCAGAUAAUUUGUGUCGACGUACUAAAGCACCAGCCGAUCUUCACCUUCGCAAUCACACAACCACUGUAGAAUACGAAGUUGACGGACGUACGGGUCUUGUUGGACAGAAGUGGGUUUGGAAGGUUGCAGAUGACAAGCCUGGUCUCAACUGGCAUAGGAUCUGGAGAAGUCUUGUUCCUCCCCAUUUGCAAGAUAUUUCGAACCUGAUUGAUUGGAGUGGUGGUUCUGACGGGGCUGGUCAAGCUGCUGAGCAAGGUCAGAAUACUGCCAUGACGCUAUAG
Molecule: messenger RNA, 1652 nt
Organism: Hymenoscyphus albidus
Lineage: Eukaryota; Fungi; Ascomycota; Leotiomycetes; Helotiales; Helotiaceae
Source: the annotation of a GenBank genome assembly